GCAGAUAAGCACUUGUCGUAUAAGAAUACUAUUUGCAUGUAUAGAAAAUUGCUUGAAUUUCCAGCAGCUGACCUGUCUAUGUGUGUCACAUUCACAUUUUGCAUAACAAAAAUUUCAUAAGUUUCGUCUCGCAACAAUUUCAUCGCAAUCAUUUGUCGCUCUUCAGUUUUAAUUUUCGCUUUGCAACUGAAGCAAUCGUUUGCAUCAUAUUCGUUUUUUGUUUCAUUUUCAUUUAGUUUUGGCUGGGUGAAUUGAAAUCUUUGGUACACGCUGCGUUGUUGUUGUUACUCUUCUUCUUUUUUACGCUUGUGUGUGAAUUUUUGUUUUCAUCUUUUUGAUAUAAAAAAAAUAGAUUCUGCUUUGACAUUAUAUCGGGGAGAGAGUAUUUCUCAUUUGUGUCAUAGAUAGAGCGAGAGCGUGUACAUUAACGUGAGAUUAUUGAACCGAAAUUGAAAUGGCCAGUAUUUUUGCAAAUGUUGAGGUCGGACCCAAAAUUGAAGUGUUUGCAUUGAACAAGCUUUAUGUGGAAGACACGAGCCCAGUUAAAGUUAAUCUAGGCGUUGGAGCCUAUAGAACACCAGAUGGUCGCCCAUGGGUUCUCCCCGUAGUGAAGAAGACAGAAAUCCAAGUUGCUGAAAGCGAGAAUAUAAAUCAUGAGUAUUUGCCGGUGACUGGUUUGGAAAGUUUCACAAAGGCAUCGGUUCGAUUGUUGCUCGGUGAAGAAUCGGCAGCCGUCAAAGAGAACCGUGCCCAUGGUGUACAAGCAUUGAGUGGCACUGGAGCAUUGCGUUUGGGCGCUGAAUUUUUGUCACGAAAAUUGGGCCGCAACGUUGUUUACUACUCGGACCCAACAUGGGAAAAUCAUCAUAAAGUAUUUUCUGGCGCUGGUUUCACUGAUAUCCGCACUUACAGAUAUUGGAAUGCGGAAAAGCGUGGAAUCGAUAUCGAUGGAUUGCUCGACGAUUUGAAAAAUGCUCCCGAAGGUGCUGUCAUUAUUUUACACGCUUGUGCUCAUAAUCCCACCGGUUGCGAUCCCACACAAGAACAAUGGAAACUUAUUGCUGAUGUUAUUGAGAGUAAAAAAUUGUUCCCAUUCUUCGAUUCGGCUUACCAAGGAUUUGCAAGUGGUGAUCCAGUACGUGAUGCAUUCGCUGUUCGUUAUUUUGAAUCGCGCGGUUCUGAAUUGUUCUGCGCUCAAUCAUAUGCCAAAAAUUUUGGUUUAUAUUGUGAACGAGUUGGUAAUUUGACGGUGGUGCAAAAGGAUGCAGCAACCACCGCUGCCGUUCUUUCACAAUUAACAUUAAUCGUUCGUGCCAUGUACUCAAACCCACCGGCAUUUGGUGCACGCAUCGUUGAUGCCGUACUCAAUGACCCAAUUUUGCGCAAAGAAUGGUAUGAAUGCAUAAAAAUCAUGUCGAAUCGUAUUAUCAAAAUGCGUAAAGCCCUGUACGAUGAGCUCGUUCGCUUGGGUACACCCGGCACAUGGAACCACAUUGUUGAUCAAAUUGGAAUGUUUUCGUACACAGGAUUGAAUGAAAAACAAGUGAAGCUCUUAAUUGAUAAAUUCCAUAUUUAUUUAUUGAAAACGGGCCGCAUUAGUAUGAGCGGUUUGAAUGAGAAUAAUGUCUCACAUGUUGCCAAAGCUAUUCACGAGGCUGUUACAACGAUUCCAAAUUAAACACCCGAAUAAAUGCCAACCAGUCCAAAUAAAUAGACACAACAACAACAACAACGACAACAAACACAUCAGCAUUCAACAACACUCUGCUGCUGUGCACACUUCAAUACAUUUUGUGCAGUGCAUAAAAGUGGAUGCAAUUGUUGUGUUUUUCUCUACUUUCUUUCAUAACAGAAUUUUUUUUUUAAUGGGAUCAAUUCUAUAUUUAUUGAAUCGCAUUCACAGCACAAUAAUAACGAAAAUAUUGCAUUUUAACGAAUUUCCACUUAGCUGGAGAGAUAAAAUAUUGAACACGAAUUUUUCCCUGGCUUAUUUUUGUUAGCAUUUCAAUUGAUAAUUUUUAAUUUUUUUUUCUGCUGUUAUUGUUAAUAAAUGAGCAGCUUUUGAUCGGAUUUUUAAAAUAAAACCCACACACUCACACAUAAAAAUUCACCAUUCAAAAAAGCAUGAAAAAUAAUUUUAUAUAUUCUGUAAAUACUCUAUUUUUUGUGUAAGUGUGUUUGAGAAUGCACUAAAUUAUUUUUGAGCCCUGGUUUUUUUUUUCAUUUUGAUGCUCGAUAGAAAAAAAAAUGUUUUUUUUUGCAUUUAAAUCGAACAUUUAAAUUUAGUUAUGGAAAAAAAUCACCCAAAAAAAUAGAAAAAAACUCUGUUGAUAAUUGAACCAUGUUAUAUUUUGUAGAAAUGGAGCACGCUUCGUGCGAAUUUACAUAUAUAGGUGCUAAUUGUAGCAAAUAAAAUAUUGCAAAUAUGUAGAGUUAAACGAAAUGUUAAAGUGCAAAGCAAUGUCAACAUGUUGAUUUUCACAUUUAUACAACAUGCAACUGUUUCAGCAUAGAUGCAAUUCAUACAAUCACCCAAUAAAAACAAACAUAAACAUUGACUCUGAACAAAAUGUAUCAAUCAAAAAUAGGACUCAGACAAUAUAUACAAUACUUACCCAAUCUUAAGAAAUUGUUUUGGACAAAAUAAAAAUGAUUGCAUUUGAAACUUUAA
Sitodiplosis mosellana (orange wheat blossom midge) is the source of this 2671-nucleotide messenger RNA. It is a transcript of the gene Got1, whose product is annotated as aspartate aminotransferase, cytoplasmic. Lineage: Eukaryota; Metazoa; Arthropoda; Insecta; Diptera; Cecidomyiidae. Gene Ontology annotation, molecular function: pyridoxal phosphate binding; L-aspartate:2-oxoglutarate transaminase activity. The coding region runs from base 455 to 1678 and encodes 407 amino acids. The transcript has 5 exons. Gene Ontology annotation, cellular component: cytosol. The record is from RefSeq and is a predicted model, not a curated record. Gene Ontology annotation, biological process: L-aspartate biosynthetic process.